Molecule: messenger RNA, 2496 nt
Organism: Trichoderma breve
Lineage: Eukaryota; Fungi; Ascomycota; Sordariomycetes; Hypocreales; Hypocreaceae
Product: docking domain of afi1 for arf3 in vesicle trafficking domain-containing protein
Exons: 3
Coding region: 1-2496 (831 amino acids)
Biological process (GO): actin cortical patch localization
Cellular component (GO): plasma membrane
Source: RefSeq, a predicted model, not a curated record
AUGGCCGCAGCUCUCCCCUAUGCCUCGCGCUCGAAUGGCGCCAGCAGCUCCCAAGUUUCGCUGCCUCACCAUCGCCGAACUUCUCUUUCUUCGUUUCCCCCGUCACGCUCGCCGUCGCAAAUGUCCUUCCAUUCACGCCCAUCAAGGUCGCCGCACCCGCCCAUGGCCGAAACAGAUCGGACUUCGGACCCGAGCUCAAAGUCCAAGGCCUCUUCAAUCGGACCAUCUUCGCAACAUUCGUCUCUGUCCGCAGUGCGUCGAACCAAUGAGGAUUCACAGCCGCAGAGGAAGCUCCGAGCACAAUAUCCUCGCGGAUCCGACGCCAACCAUGUCGAGUAUAUCCUGGUGGCGUCGUUUGAUAUCGAUCGAGGCCCGGUGAUGGAGCACCAGUACCCUGUCGCCAUCACCGGAGACGAGAACAUGUUGGCCGAGUUGAUGCUUCCAGAUCAGGCCCACGCGCGUAACCAGGAUUGGACCAUGUUCUUCCUGCACAAGGACUCUUCGCCAGAAGAUGAAGACGAAGAACGCAAGGAAAAGGCUAGGAGGAAAGCUCGGAGGCAGAGACGGCGAGAUAAAGCAGCGGGGCUGGUCCCUGAGGAUGGAGCCGAGGGCGAAGACGACGAUGAGGAAGACGACGACGACCUAGAUGAAGACUGGGAUGACGAUGAAUCCUCAGAUGAUGAGCCCGACGACGAGUUAGAGGGCCCGCCGCUCAUCUACGUCCUCAACCUGGUAAAUACCAAGCACGACAAGUCUGUGAAGCGAGGAGCCAUCGUCAAGGCCAUGGCAAUUUGCACAAGACACCCUUUCUUGCAUAUAUACAAGCCCCUCUUACUGCUCGCACUGGAAGAGUACUUCAAGUCGCCAGUGCCCGAGACUCUUUCCAUGUUGUACGAAUCGGUCAAUGCGAUGGACUUGUCUCUUAUGCCCCGAUUGAGCUUGCUGGAGAGGAACCUGCUACUAGCGAGCGACAACAAGGAUUUGUUUGUGGAAAAAUUCGAGCGCAUUAUCCAGAUGCGCAUGGCAGAAGACAGGGCAGAGACCGCUACUGAGGGGUCUGGAGAGAGGAGUCAGAGCCCGCAAUUCACUGGCGGCAUCUCGAGGGCUGGCACCAAGGCGCACGUCGAGGGCGGCGGGCAGUCGACAUACUCUGUGGCCCGAGAUACUCACGAGUUUGAGAGCAAAGUCAUGUACAAGGGCAUCCCCAUCCCUAUCAAGGUGCCCACCGCAGUCAUGCCCGAGACUGUGGGAGACUUUUCUCUCAUAAAGCUGAUACAAAACUUUUCCGAGGCCCAUGCCAAGUCGCCGCAGCCGUUCCCACUGCACCCGCAUCUGACGACCAACGGGAUCAAUACGCACCCAAUCAUUGUGCUGAUGAACGGGCUCCUCACGCAGAAGAGGAUCAUAUUCUUGGGCCACAACAUGCCCUCCGGUGACGUAGCUGAGGCAGUGCUUGCGGCAUGUGCUCUCGUGUCCGGUGGCAUCCUCCGGGGGUUUACCAGGCAUGCGUUUCCCUACACCGACUUGACCAAGGUCGAUGAUCUGCUCAACGUGCCAGGGUUUAUAGCCGGCGUUACCAACCCUACAUUUGAGCUCCAUCCAGAAUGGUGGGACGUCCUGUGCGACUUGCCCAGCGGCCGCGUCAAGAUCAGUAGCAAGAUUGAGAUGGCACCGGUUACUGAAGGACUAAUUUACUUUCAGCAGCAGCACCCCACCCUCUCCAAUACUGCCAGCGGCGUCUCCAACAACGCGCAGGACUUGACGGGGGAUGCCGCCUUUAUGUCAGAUAUUCUUAGGAGCAUUGCUGCCAGGCACGGCGAGCGGGUCAUACGAGCAAAGUGGCGCGGCUGGGUCAAUAAGUUUACGAGAAUUGCUGCCCAGUUUGAGGAGAGCGUAUACAACGCAUCUGCUCUGUACAUUGGAGGCCAAGACCAAGACUUGGCACUGCCGGGGGCCAGUGGUCAUGGAUAUGUUUGGGCAGACGACACUGCGAAAUUCAAGGAGCUAGCUGGCAAUGUGACGAGGAUUGAAGGGUGGCGCAACACACGUAGUUACUACAGCUACAUUCAGGAUCUCGCAAGAAUAUACACCUUCCGCCCGCUCAAGGGGUUAGACCUGGCCCACAUGCACGACCGGCUUCGCAUGCAGCGCCUGACACCAGCGCAGAGCAAGGAUAUCUAUUUGACGCUAUCCAAGCAUAUCCACUCGUAUGAAGAGAUUUGCUUGCUGCUGGAUGUGGCACCCGAGUCGCACGCUGGGCUCUUUUACAUUGCGCUUGGCCUCUUCCACAAGGACCGCGAGGUGCGUCUAAGGACGGCCGAUCUGCUAGAGCGAAUUUCCGAGCACGAGGCCGGGCAGCACUGGUGGAAGAGCCUCAGUCAGUUUGAGAAGCUGGCGUACAAGCGAAUCCGGCGCGAGACUGAAGCCGAGAUGAGGACGAAGGGAGAGAAGGACGGGCUGGUUCUCAGUCCUGUUAUGGAGAAGCUGAUGAGCUGA